ACGGCAGACCGCGACUUUCCGAGGGUUCGGGUGCCUUCACUCUGCACAGCUCCGCCUCCCCGGAAGAGGCGAUGUAGAUGUCUUUCGUUACCCGGAAGAGGACGUGACGCACAGUGCGUCGGUGACCUGCGGGGGUGGGGUGUGCCGCUUGCACCUCAGGAAGCCAUGGAGGCUCGGGAGCCGCUGCUGGUCCUGCGCGGAGCGCUACGGGCGGUGCUGGCACGGGUCCGAGAGGGCGAACCUGCCGAGGGCCGUGAGCCGUUCGAGUUGCCGCUCUUCUGGGACGCGCUAGGUCAGACAUUCAAAGUAACAUCACAGGAAGCUACAAAGCUGAGUCUGGCAUUCUCAAGGCCUCCACUGAUUUCUGCUGAGGAUUGCCAGAAGCUGAGUGAAGAUGUCCAAAAUGCCAUUCUUGCAGUUGCCACAGUGUACUACUGGCUCCCCAAAGGCCAAGGUACUACUCUUCGGAAGAUGGUACGAGAUGCUACCACUGAAGUAGUGCAAGGAAUGAUCCAACUCACAGAAACAAUUCUCAGUGCUCCAUUGGAGAGCUUGUCUCAGGAACAGCUUGUAUCAACUGGUGGUGUGUGGGAGGCAUGUGAACAAGUGUCUGGUCUUCCACGAGAUAACCAGGCAGCAGUUGUGUCAACUCUGGCUGCAUGUCUAGGUGUGGUCAAAGAUGCUCUGGAGGAGAUGGAACAUGCACUGGUGGAAGGGCAAGACCCAUACAGUGACAUCAUGGAAGAUGAAGAGUUGGGCUUUCGAGGUAACAGAGAUACAUAUUGGUCAGAAGCUGACCGGAAGCUGCUUAGCUCCUGCAUGGGAUUAAUGAAGGCUUCUAAAGCUUGCCUGAAGAGGGUCUUGGGUGUAGUGAAGGCUUAUGGCAAAGCUGAUUCUCCAGACCAGAUUGCUCAGCUGGAUGAUCUUGCAGACAUUGCUAAUGAGAUCAGUCCAAGUGUUGAUGAGCUGGCACUGAGCAUGUAUCCACCUAUGAACCAGCUGGCUGUGCGGCUUAAUGCUGCUAAGUUGGCCUCGGUAUUAAAGAAAGUCUUAGAGAUUACAAGGACAAGCCAUGUAUGUCCACCAUCAGAGGAAGGCUGGGUGCAGUUUCUAACUGGUGCAGUAGAUCACAACAUGAACAGAAUCAAGAACUUCACACAGGGUCAACUUUAGUUCUUCCAUGUGUGUGUGUGUGUUGCUGCCAUUGUUUCUGGCAUGUAUUUUUCUGGUUAAUCUUGGUAUUCUCCAUCUAUUGGGAGAAUGAUAACAGUGUUUUUAGGCGAGAACUUUACUGCCACUUAGUAAAACUUUCCCAGGUAAUUGCUCUUUGCUAUUGCAGAAGGUAUCAUUUUGCUUGGACUCCUGGGAUCCUGAAAUGGUGCAGGGCUGCAUCUUAAUACUGUGAAUAUGCCCCAUUCUUCAGACAUUGCAACUAGUAUGGGUUCAAAGAACAAUAAAAUAUUGCUAGAUUUG
This is a messenger RNA of Melopsittacus undulatus (budgerigar), 1473 nucleotides long. It is a transcript of the gene CCNDBP1, whose product is annotated as cyclin D1 binding protein 1. The record is from RefSeq and is a predicted model, not a curated record. Gene Ontology annotation, biological process: regulation of cell cycle. Gene Ontology annotation, cellular component: nucleus. The coding region runs from base 166 to 1173 and encodes 335 amino acids. Lineage: Eukaryota; Metazoa; Chordata; Aves; Psittaciformes; Psittaculidae. The transcript has 11 exons.